UGGCGACCGGAAAUACGCGAGCACUCCGGAAGUUAAAGGGCGUGUCCUGCUAGUUUGGCUUCCUCAACAUGGCGGCGCCCUUAUGUGUGGAGGUGGAGUUCGGAGGUGGUGCGGAGCUCCUGUUUGAUGGGGUAAAAAAGCAUCAAGUCACCUUGCCUGGGCAGGAGGAACCCUGGGAUAUCCGGAACCUCCUUGUCUGGAUCAAGAAGAAUUUGCUAAAAGAGCGGCCAGAGCUAUUCAUCCAGGGAGACAGUGUGCGGCCUGGAAUCCUGGUCCUGAUUAAUGAUGCCGACUGGGAACUGCUGGGAGAGCUGGACUACCAGCUGCAGGACCAGGAUAGCAUCCUCUUCAUCUCCACCCUGCAUGGCGGCUGAGGCCUCCUCGAUGAGCCCAAGCACCUUUGCAAGGGGAACACAGGACAACCACAGACCCCUCGGAUGCUUCCAGGUCCUCCGUCCCCCUUGGCUGCCUCCUUCCCUGCUGUACCCCUGAGCUUCCUGUAUGCAGGAAAAGAGGCCAGGUGCUAAAAAUGAGCCUUUCUGGGCAAGGCGCACGUGAGCAGGGAGAGAGAGCAGGGAGGGAGAGCAGCCGCCUGAGCCCAGCACUCCUUCCAGCAGCUGAGGUGGGGGAGGGUGCUCCUGUGCUGUGUCAGGGGUGGAGGGGCUCUGUGCCCAGGUGACCCAGCUGCUUGCUGCUAUGUCUUGGUGUAUGUACGCUCUUAGUGGUGGCCUGGAAGGCACUCCAGUUCCCGAGACAUCUUCAUGGGGAAGAUGGAUGGACUGUAGUAACUGAUGAGAGGCUCCUCCCUUGCCAAAGAUUAGAGGGGCCUCCGCCUCAGUUUCCCCAUCUGGACACAGAGAGCUCUGCUUGUCCCCCACUGAUGUCAUUAUGGAACCCCAGCUGGGGUCCCCUAUUCAGUGCUCACCUCCCUCCCCUCCACUCAGCAGCUGCUCUCCUAGCUAUACCCCUCCUCCCGUUCCCCCAUCCCCAAGCCCUUGACCCUGGCUGGCCUCCCCCCCACAUAGGCCACCAGAUGGGCUCCUGAGACACUCUCCAGGCUGCCUACAACUCAUUCUGUUGGGGGUAGAAAAUGGAAGGAAGUAGCCUAACCUUAGGCAGAGGGGGGCGGGGCCUCAGCAUGUGUAACUCCAGGCUUCCUGAAACAAGCAGGAUUUGG
Rattus rattus (black rat) is the source of this 1177-nucleotide messenger RNA. RefSeq names its product ubiquitin related modifier 1 (gene Urm1). NCBI's taxonomy places the organism in Eukaryota, Metazoa, Chordata, Mammalia, Rodentia, Muridae. The coding region runs from base 69 to 374 and encodes 101 amino acids. The record is from RefSeq and is a predicted model, not a curated record. The transcript is spliced from 5 exons. Gene Ontology annotation, molecular function: protein tag activity. Gene Ontology annotation, cellular component: nucleus; cytoplasm. Gene Ontology annotation, biological process: protein urmylation; tRNA thio-modification.